This is a messenger RNA of Ceraceosorus guamensis, 2970 nucleotides long. RefSeq names its product AAA-domain-containing protein. The transcript is spliced from 10 exons. The record is from RefSeq and is a predicted model, not a curated record. Gene Ontology annotation, cellular component: Golgi stack. Gene Ontology annotation, biological process: intra-Golgi vesicle-mediated transport; SNARE complex disassembly; Golgi to plasma membrane protein transport. The coding region runs from base 230 to 2779 and encodes 849 amino acids. NCBI's taxonomy places the organism in Eukaryota, Fungi, Basidiomycota, Exobasidiomycetes, Ceraceosorales, Ceraceosoraceae. Gene Ontology annotation, molecular function: ATP binding; ATP hydrolysis activity.
CAUGAAGCUCGCCGUGUAUACAGGCACAAGCUUCCCACUCAUCUUCCACAUGAAUGCGUGAUCUGCUCCGCUCAACAUCGACACAUUGAUUGGCUCAUCGCAAGCCUAGAACCACGGUUCGCCUCAAGUAAUCGUCAAGUCCAUAGGACCUCUUCGGCGACCGCCCCCGUCCAAUCAGGGUUGAGCUCCAGCACUGGAAGGGACCCCAUUCACUCGCACGAGCUCCAAGAUGGCAGGAUUUUCUAGAGGAGGAGGCGGAGCGGGCUACGAUAGGACAGCAUAUGGUAGUUCUGGCAAUCCCACGCCAGGCGGUGGGAGAUCUGCGUACGGGGCUAGUGGAGGCGGAGGUGCAGGGUACGCAUCUGGCGGAGGAGGAGCAGGAUAUGGAGGGGCAGGAUACGGAUCUGGGGGUGGAGCUGGAGCGGGCUACAGUUCUGGAGGAGCAAGCGACGCUUACGGCGGACGUUCAGCUCGUAAACCUGCUCCUUCGGGGUAUCCUGACGAGAAGGCAUCCUACAACCCUUCGCAGCAUGCGGCUGGGGGCGGAGGCGGAGGCGCAUCAGGCCACCUGGUGGUCAAGUGUCCAGAACCGCUCAUCUUGUCCAACUGUCUGGCCGUGAAUGCGCAAGAAUGGGGAUCGACGCAGUACGUCAUCGUCGACGGUCGUUUCGUCUUUACAGCCGCUGCGGACAAGACUGGUCAGGUGCAGUCGGGCACGCUCGGCACAGCCCUGCUUCAACGGCAAUGGGCAGGUCUCAGCGCUCAGGGCCACGUAGUCAGAGCAGAACCUUACGAUCCAUAUUCCCAGGGACCAGCCGUUUAUCUCGCCAGUCUAGACGUCGAGGUUGGAUUUUUGCGCAAAGGCACCGAAAUUGCAGAGGUAUUUGAUGCAGAUGAGAUGCAGCGCAACUGGGUACGGGCCUUUGAGCACCACAUCUUCUCCAUCGGUCAACUGCUCGUCUUCGAGUUCCAUGGCCAGAACCUCAAAGCCACAGUCACUGGAGUGGAAGUGGUCGAGACGCAACCUAAGAGGCAAGGCGCAGGCGCUCCACCGCCACCUCCCUCGCAGCAUCGAUCCGACAAGGGAAUCCUCAUGCGUGAGACCUCCGUCAACUUUAUCAAGGCUGGGGAUUCUGGUGUCAAGAUCAAAGCUAGUGGCAAGCGAGCACCGCCCAACGCUAUCCUGCAGCCAAACUUCAAAUUUGAAGACAUGGGCAUCGGAGGGUUGGAUUCGGAAUUCAGCGCCAUUUUCCGCAGAGCUUUCGCAUCUCGCAUCUUCCCACCUGCACUGGUGGACAAACUCGGCAUACAACAUGUCAAGGGUAUCCUCCUCUACGGACCGCCAGGAACGGGAAAGACGCUGAUGGCUAGACAGAUUGGCAAGAUGCUCAAUGCCAACGAGCCAAAGAUUGUCAAUGGACCGGAGAUUCUGAACAAGUAUGUCGGUGCUAGUGAAGAGAACAUUAGAAAGCUCUUUGCUGAUGCUGAAAAGGAAUACAAAGCCAAAGGUGACGAAUCCGGUUUGCAUAUCAUCAUCUUCGAUGAGCUGGACGCUAUUUGCAAGCAGCGUGGCUCUUCUGGAGGGGGAACCGGAGUCGGUGACUCUGUCGUCAACCAGCUGCUUUCCAAGAUGGACGGUGUGGACCAACUCAACAACAUCUUGUUGAUCGGAAUGACCAAUCGCUUGGACAUGAUUGAUGACGCGCUGUUGCGUCCAGGUCGUCUGGAGGUGCACAUGGAGAUCAACCUUCCGGACGAGUACGGUCGUCGACAGAUCAUUUCGAUUCAAACGAGCAAAAUGCGAACGAAUGGGGUGAUGGAUGAUGACGUGGACCUAGCGGAGCUGGCCGCCUUGACCAAGAACUUUUCGGGCGCAGAGAUUGCCGGUCUAGUCAAGAGCGCCACCAGCUUUGCGUUCAAUAGACAUGUCAAGGUGGGAACGAUGGCGGGCAUAUCGGACGAUGUGGAGGGCAUGAGGGUCAACAGGGACGACUUUCUGCACGCUUUGGACGAAGUCACUCCUGCUUUCGGUGUGGCCGAAGAGGAAUUGCAACAAGUCGUUUCGAACGGCAUCAUGCAUUACGCACCUCAUAUUGACGUCAUCCUUCGCGACGGCCAGCUGCGUGUCGAACAAGUCCGUACUAGUUCCAGGACGCCAUUGGUCACUGCUCUUCUGCACGGUCCUCCUGGAUCUGGAAAGACCGCGUUGGCAGCAACCAUGGCCAUGGCCUCUUCCUUUCCCUUUAUCAAGCUUGUCUCACCCGAGAAUAUGGUUGGAAUGGCAGAAUCGCAAAAGAUUGCAUACCUCAACAAGGUCUUCAACGACUCGUACAAGUCUCCCCUCAGCAUCAUCGUGGUGGAUAGCAUCGAAAAGAUUGUCGAGUGGGUGCCCAUCGGACCUAGAUUCUCCAACCCGGUGCUGCAGGCUUUGAGCGUCCUGCUGGGUAAACGACCGCCGAAGGACCGACGUCUUUUGAUUCUUGCGACCACGUCAAACAGGCCCAUGCUGGUCGAUAUGGACCUUGCAGAAGCUUUCCUCGCCGACAUUCGUGUUCCUGCAAUUACGAGUUUGCGAAGCGUGGAUCACGUCGUCAGGGAGACUGGAUUGUUCAGGGAUCAAUCGGAGCAGGACAGACUCAUGGGUCUUUUGAGAUCCGCUGGUCUGGAGGAUUCAAACAGGCUCAAUAUUGGUAUCAAGAAGCUUCUGUCGGAAAUUGAAAUGGCGCGCCUGGACGAAGAUCCGGCAGACAAGCUCACCGCUGCUCUCAAUAGCCUAUAGACGGUACCGCACCUCGGCAGCGGGUGGCCUGCCCCCCACGCCUACUUCCCAACCUAGGCUGGCACCUCGUGCUUGCCCAAAUUUAAUGAUCAUCUACUUUCCUGCCAAACCGAAUCUUGCGCGACGCGCAUGGGCACUGCUACGCAAGUCACAAUACGUAGCUAGCUACGAAUUCUUUGGAGAGGGAAAAA